AAAAGAUACACGUUCCAUUCCAAGGAGUAAAAAGUGUGUUUGAAUUGCACAUUCCAGGAGGAAAGCAUGAUACAAAGAAGUGGGUGGGAAAGUUAUCCGCUUCUUUUUCCUUCAGGGAUGUUAUUUUGACCAGUUUCCCUGCCACUCCUCCUCCAUCUCCUCCUCUGUCAUGCCUCCAGCCAGAGAAGAAGCAGAAAGCUUGGUCUCUGCUCUGAAAUGAUAUACUUUGCUAGCCCCUAAGGAGAAGGUGGAGUAAAGGACCCGCAGAAAGAGAGAAGUUUUGCAAAGAAUUCAAAAGUGAAAUCAUGAGGACAACUCCACAGAGUGAUGAAGGCCCAAGAAGGACUGUACGAAGAUGUCAUCAAAGAAAAUCCCUGUUCCUUUAUGUUCUACUCUUCGCUGCUGUCAUUGGUCUUGUGUUAGUCAUUCUCUUCUCCAUCAUUAAAUGUGAUCUAGAAAGCUGCACUACUGCAUCCUGCCUUGUGCUCCUGGCUAGACUGCAGGAGGCUCAGAAUGGCACUAUUGAUCCUUGUGAAGACUUCUUCAAUUAUGCAUGUGGCAACUGGGAGGCUAAUAACACAUUGGACAUUGAUAUACCCUCAGUGAAUGUGUUUGAUGUACUUUUGGAAGAAAAUCAUCUCAUCAUGAAGAAACUUUUAGAGGAGCCACAACUUGCGACUAAUGGCUCAGCAAAGGAGAAAGCUGUGCGGUUUUAUACCUCUUGCAUGAAUACGGAUCAGAUUGAAGCUCAAGGUGCUGAGCCUUUGAAGAAGCUCAUAAAUGAGAUUGGUGGUUGGAAUAUCACCGGUUCCUGGAAACAAACAGAUUUUAACCAAACUCUUCAGAUACUCAUGGAAAAAUACAACACUUUUCCAUUCUUCAAAGCAUACGUGGGACCCAGUUCAUCUGAUCCAAGCACCAAUAUUAUCCAGAUUGACCAUCCAGAAUUUGAGUUGCCAUUAGAAUACCAUUUUAAAAGAAAUGUGAAUUAUCCCCAGGUCUUACGUUCAUAUUACUUGUAUCUGAAGAAGCUAGGAGAGCUGAUGGGUGGACAUACAGAUUCUACUUCUACCUAUAUUUCCUUGGCAUUCUCCUUUAUCUCAAACCUCCAGAAGAUUGUUACUCCCCUAAAGAAGCGACAGGAGAAAAGGAUGCUAUUUCACCACACUACCAUCAAGAAGCUACAGGAAAAGGCCCCUGCUAUUGAUUGGCUGUCAUGCCUUCAGGCAGCUUUCCAUCCUGUGCAACUGAACAUGUCUCAACCAAUUGCUGUGCAUGACAUGGACUAUUUGAAAGGAAUGUCACAACUUAUUGGGCAGUGGCAAAACCGGAGAGAUGUAUUGCAGACCUAUAUGAUACUUUGCCUAGUUGGAAAUCUCUCCCCAGCCCUGGACAGCCAAUUCCAGAAAGCUCGCCAAGAAUUAGCAAAUGUGCUGGAUAGCAGGGCAGGGAACAUGAUAAGAACUGAGCGAUGGAGGAAAUGCCUGAGUGACACUAGCACAUUCUUUAGUCCUGUACUUGGGAAGAUGGUUGUGCAGGAGAUUUUCCCCCAGAAGGCCAAAGAUCUCGCAGAAGAGAUUUUUUCUGAGAUCCGGGAUGCCAUUAACAGCCAUCUGGAUCAAGUUAAUUGGAUGAACUCCCAAUCCCGUCAAGAAGCCAAGAAGAAAAUUUAUAGCCUCCAAGUGGAGAUUGGAUAUCCAGAAACCAUGCUCCAAGCAAACAAAAUUGACAAUGAGUACCAAGAGCUGAAGAUUGAAGAGAAUAAUUUUUUCCACAAUGUGGUUGCCUGCCUAAACUCACUGAAGAAGAAGAUCUUGCUCAGACUUGUCAGUCCCCGUCAGCAUGAUGGUUGGGAAGUGCCUUCUUGGUCUGUCCAUUCCUACUAUUCACUGCGGCACCAUGCUGUAGUUUUUCCUGCUGGGAUGUUUCGUAAUCCUUUCUUCCAUACUGAAUUUCCCAGUGCUGUCAAUUUUGGAGUCAUGGGUUUUUUCAUGGCGCAUGAACUACUGCACUCCUUGUAUGAUUAUGUAUUGCCCGAGAACUGUUCUACUUGUGGCCUGAAUAUACCAGCAGAAGAUAAAGAUUGUCUGGUGAAACAAUAUGGGAACUACUCCCUGAACGGCCAUAGCAUCAAUGGUUCCUUCACAUUUCUGGAGAAUUUAGCUGACACCGGAGGGCUUGCCAUUGCUUACCAGGCUUAUGAAAAAUGGUUUGCAAAGCACAGAGGGGUAACAAAUUUACCUAAGCUUGGAUUGUCACACUAUCAACUCUUCUUUGUCAGCUUUGCCCAUGCGAUGUGUGGGCGCCAGAGUCUGGAAAGUCUGAAAGCCUUCUUACACAAGGAUCCCCACAGUCCUCCUCCUCUUCGUGUGCUUGGUUCUUUAAGCAACAGCCAGCAUUUCUCUAGACAUUUCCAAUGUCCAAGCGAGUCACCAAUGAAUCCAGCUCUUAAGUGCCGUAUCUGGUGAAAUGACCUCAAGAGCACAUGUGACAGUUAAUGCAGAAGACACAGAGAUUGGAGCUGUAAAGUCAUGACUCAGUAUAUCGAUCAUGCUUGUGGCAAGGCUAUAUUCCAUUCCUUCAUGACACAUUGCUUUUUCUUCCCCUAUUCUCCAGUUGUCAAUGUGAAAGAAGGUUCCAUUCAUUUAUCAAGAUGUAAAAGAAGAGAACAUUCCACACUGUGGAACUUCACUACUACAGUACUUUUAAAAAGCAUUUUGUAAAAAGCAUUUUGUAAUCAGACAAAAAAAAGCACCUGAGAACUAGAAAAGCAAAACCUGAAGCUCUGAGACAAUAAAUCCGAAGAUUCAAUAUCUGCCAAAGCACACAUGUUAAGAUUUAAUCCAUGGUCAGUGUGAGAAAUUUGUGUUUGUAGAAUGAAGAUAAUGACUGAUUUGUCAUGUAAAACUAAAGAAACCUAAUUGUGCAAGAAAAAUUCAUUCUUGCUCCUUUACAUGAUAAUUUCCUAUUAAUUCAAGAGCUUUUUGUACAGAGAAUAUAGCUAUCAGACUCACAGCUUGAUGUUCUAAAUCAGGCCUCUCCAACCUUUUGAACCUCAGGGACCACUAAAUUCAUAAUUUUAAAUCCCACAAACCACUAAUAUGAAUCCAGCACUCCGCUUGCUGAAGUGCCUGGACUCCUAGUGAUGGGAUGGGGUCCUUCAGGCACUUAGUUUGGCCACCUGUUUCUGCAACCUUAAACACUCAAAGAGCCAUUUUGAUUCAUUUUCCACAGAAAACCAACACUGGGAUCUCUCCCUCUCCCUCUCUCCUUUCCUCUCUCUUUCUCUCAUUUUUUUCAUCUGGGCCAGCCAGUGUCUUGGGGCAGAGAGGAAGUUGCACAUCUCCCAGUUGUGCAGCACCAACAAGGGCUGGAAGAAAUUCCUGCGAGAUCCAGCAAGAGAUGAAGCUUCGCUCCCACUUUGAAAUAGCAGGAGUACGGAGCAAAUCUCCAUCCACCGCCCUUCCUUUCUCAGGACAGGCGAGGAGUGAGUGAGAUAGGAGGGCAAGGGGCGGGGCCAGCCAGUGGUAGAUUCAGUCGACAGGAAGCAACUGCAGAGGGAACAAAGAGUUGCAGAUUGCCGACACAUGUUGCUUCCCCCUCUUUCUGCAACAGCACCAUUACCUCGUUCUGGGCAGUGAGGGCUGCGCUACUCCUUGCACAUUGCACCUCCUGCAAAGUUGCAAGUUGCAUGUUCCUCCCUCUAGGUGGAGAUUUCCAGCCCCAGCACAAGCUGCUUAGCCAGUCCCAUAGCCCAGAGCUCUAGUCACAGGACUGGACCAUUGGUCGGAGCAGCUCCUCCACCUGGGUGCGCCGUGGACCACCAAAAUUUUCUCGUGGACCACCGAUUGGGGACCUCUGUUUUAAAUAGUCCUCAAAUAACCAUAAGUAAAAAUCAUGUUGUUUAUCUUCAUGAUGUAGCUCCUGAAGACAAAGCAAUAAACACAGCUAUGUUUUGUUCAUAAAUCAUAUCACAAUAUAGUUUGUACACUUCCUAGAUUGCAAAAAUUACAUCCAAUUAUGAUUUUAGAUUACAUUUUCAAAUUCUGAUUCCCAGCUGUA
Pseudonaja textilis is the source of this 4062-nucleotide messenger RNA. RefSeq names its product Kell metallo-endopeptidase (Kell blood group) (gene KEL). Gene Ontology annotation, molecular function: metalloendopeptidase activity. Gene Ontology annotation, biological process: protein processing. Gene Ontology annotation, cellular component: plasma membrane. NCBI's taxonomy places the organism in Eukaryota, Metazoa, Chordata, Lepidosauria, Squamata, Elapidae. The record is from RefSeq and is a predicted model, not a curated record.